Chara braunii is the source of this 3575-nucleotide messenger RNA. The record is from the annotation of a GenBank genome assembly. NCBI's taxonomy places the organism in Eukaryota, Viridiplantae, Streptophyta, Charophyceae, Charales, Characeae.
GCCGUCCGCAAUGACAGCGGAAGUACGUGAGGGAGAAGGGGGGGAAUGCAGCUGAACACGGCAAUGACAGCGGAAGUACGUGAGGGAGGAGGGGGGGAAUGCAGCCGAACACGGCAAUGACAGCGGAAGUACGUGAGGGAGGGGGGGAAAUGCAGCUGAACACGGCAACGACAGCGGAAGUAUGUGAGGUAGGGGGGGAAUGCAGCUGAACACGGCGACGACGGGCUUCACUUUGUGAUGUGUCUGCAGGGUCUGUUGCGACCAAUAUGGUGCUCUGUGCAUAGUGCCCGGGACAUCAGAUAGGAGGACAUCUCCAUGACAUCACAUGAGAGCAUGUGUGUUCCAUGAUAUAUAACAUGAGAGCAUAUGUUCGGAUAUGUUCGGAUAUGAGGGGUUUGUUGCCCCUCUUUCUCCUCCCCAUGUCCAUGACAUCACAUGAGAGCACAUCUCCGUGACAUUAGAUGAGAUCGUAAUCUCAUAAAAGAUUGAUAGAUUGGAUAACAGGUCGUCGGGGAAGAUCAAAGGUAACAAUGACCGCUGCAAUGAUGAUGAUGAUGAUGACAUCGCAUAUCGAGUUAUGGGCGGGACAUGCAAUAGUAUGUGCUACUGAUGCUUCAACGAUUCUGGUGAGCUUCUAAUGCAGAGGUUGGAUAUGGUGGUCAUUCUCUCUCUCAUGCCUGUUGAUGAUCGACUGCAUAGCGGGCAUGGCGUGGGCACGCAGGCUUGCGGAAGCGUUACGAAUCAAAGCACUAGGACCACCAAAGUCUCAGAAAAUAAAGGAGGGGGAGGGGAAGGGGGAGGGGGAGGAAGAGAUUUGCAGGAGCAAGAAUGCUUUCUGUCUGCCGAGCAUGUUGCUAUCCAUCCACCCAACAAUUGUGUCUCUUCUCCUCUUGUCACCCCCAAUUCACUGGAACCGAGGAUAGUAUCGCCCCCUAUGUAUAAUGAUGGCUUCAGUGAUGGAGCUGUUGCUGAGGUGAUCCCUUCUUCUUCUUCUUAUUAUUAUUAUUGUUGUUGUUGUUGUUGUUCAUCUUCUUCUUCUUCUUCUUCUUCUGCUGCUGCUGCUGCUGGUGUUGCCAGUGCUGCUGUGGAGUAUGUAUCCGCCUUUGAUGCAGCUGCUAGUUAUGGUGGCCGUGACGAGAGGGAUCAGGAUGGAAACAAGAGUCUGGAGUGCAGUAGUCUCAAGGUUGUUCAUGGAAAGGAAGCACUCACAGCAGCAGACAGGUGCACUUGUAGCAAAGAUCUCCGCGAGAUGACGAUGGCCAGGAAAGAGACAGAGGGGGAGAAGCUCGAGCAGCAGCAGAAUGAGGAAAAUGGGUGUCGCCAGCAUCAUCAUCAUCAGCAGCAGCAGCAGGAGGAGGAGGAGGAGGAGGAGGAGAAGGACGAAGGGGUUGAGAUGGCAGUGGGUGAUCGUCCCUCCUACUUAUCCGUACCCCUCAGCACUAUCUGGGAAAUCCCUGAGGAGGGAACCUCUAUCUUCGGCCUUUGCGCAACUGCUUAUUCCCCUCCUCUUCCUUCUUCUUCUUCUCCUCCUCUUCAUUCUUCUUCUUCUUCUUCUUCUUCUUCUUCUUCUUCUUUGUCGUCGUCGUCGUCGUCAGGAGUGUUUCAGUGGUCAUUGGCAUGGCGGCUCCUCCUUAUGAAUGACGGGUCGUUGACCCGUUAUCUGGAGCUGUUGACUGGAAUGCCGAUCUCGAUCGAUUGCUUUCGAAUGCAAGCGAUGAAGAGUACAUGUGGCCUUCCUGACCAAUUUCUUAAGGACGUGGAACUGAUAGCGGGCCCGAGGUUGGAGCGGCAUUCAUUCCUGGCGACUGUGGAAGGGGGGGAGAAGCUGGUCUAUGCAGUGUCUUGGUGGUCAACGGAGUCCGUUGACCAGUACUUGCCCAAGACAGACAGAGGAAUUUGGACAAAUCUGGCGCUUUGUAGGACGGAGACCUACAGGGAGCUGAGGCGAGUCUACUCGGCUGGCGCAUCCGCAGAGCUCGAGAGGGCGUUUCACGCCCAAGGACCGUUUUGGGCGAGGCACUACAUCUUGUACCGUGACAGAAAACCUCUGACAGUCAUUUACGAGGAGCUAGACACCAGAGGAGCCGUCCUCCCCUCAAGCCUUUUGCUGGAAAGGGGGGGCUCCGUUUUCAACAUCCAAAGGCCGGGCGCUGGACAUUCAGGACACGUCAUUUUGUUCGCCUCGGUCAUUCAGAAAGCAUGGAUGGCGGAGCGGCGCAUCUGGACGCAGUGGGAGAGCGUGCGGCUGCGGUGGCAGCGCUUCGGCAUGUCCAAGGGCUAUAGCAAGUCUCAGUCGACCUAUCUAUGGAAGGCAGUCUGAGGUUCAUACACUCUAUGUUUGGUCUUAUUCACUUAAAUUGGUUGUCAUUGUUGCUCUUUGUAGUUUGUUUAGUUUCCGUUCCCGGGCUAUGGUGUAGUUUGAAGGCCUUCGAAUGAUUGAGAUAUCUGUUGGAACAUCUGCACAGCGCUUUCCCUCGUGUGUUUGAUGGCCUUAGUUUGUAGCUCUGUCUCGGGACCACUUCUGCUGUUGGCGAUGUGGUGAUUCAAGCGCAGGAAACAGUGAUGCAAGGUCACCUACGCCUGGAGUGGUGUGGGGAGUGUUCCACGCUCGACCUAUAGCCAUCCUGGUUUUUUUUGCUCACACCUUAGUUUGAAGGGUUUCGUCCGUUUUUUAUCGUUCAAGUUAGUUGGGUGGUGUUCUUGUUUAUCGCUUGUAGUGGUAUUGGUGUUUUCAUGCUUGAGAUUCACAGAGUCUCGAUACUCUUAAACCACCAGUACUUGGCCCAGCUAUCGGCCGCGGAAAAAAAUAGAAACGUUUCUAGUUGGAUGAAUUUGGGCGCUCCUGUAGUGGCCCGUACGUUUCCUAAAAUUGCGUAGCGUUAACGCUACGCGACUUUAGGAAGUACUGGUGGUUUAAGCGACUGGGGUACCUUUGUAUUGGUUUAGGGUGUUACUCACAGGGUUGGAUGGUAUGAGAGACCCGGUGAACAGCAAACUAGAUAUCCAUUGGGUACGUGGUGGGAAACCCGUCUCGGCAACAAAGGCUCUUUACAGCGUUUGGGAUAGUGAGGUUGAGAGGGUAACCCUAAUGUUUAUUCCUCUCCCAACUCCGUUUUGAAGAUUGCCCUUCUAGUUUGAUAUCUUGUAGAUCUUCGGAAGUUGGUGGGUUGUAAGUUUGAUAUUUUGUUAUCUUCGGAAUUUGGAUUGUUUUAAUGACCUGAAACCUUAUGGUUGGCGGCGCUGACAGCGGGAGUGGGAGACUCACUAGCGGCGGUGGGAACGUUUCCCCGGGGCGAUGGGUUAAAUACUUCAUAGAUUCUCGAUACUCUUAAGUGCUGGGAUAUGUUUUGGAUGAUUCUCACAGGGUAGGGCUGAUAUGAGAGACCCGGUGAAGAGCAAACUAGAGUUGUAUCCAUUGGGUGGGUGGUGGGAAACCCGCCUAGGCAACAAACUUUAAGGCUCUUUACAGCGUUUUGGAUAGUGAGGCUGAGAGGGUAACCGUAACGACUAUUUCUCCUUCCCAGCUUUAGUAAUCGAGAUUCUUUUUCGUGAUUUGAUAAAUCGUGGAAUUUGGA